UUUACUCCACUUCUUCCAGACAUCCUUGAGAAACUGGCUGAAACGAUCUUUCAGUAUGUUGCCUACCCAACAUCUGCACAAUUAGCAGAUGUAGCUGAAGCACUUGUUCAACAACAUCCUUGCCUUAAAGAACCGGGAUCCUAUAAUGGAUGCUAUGGAUGGCAACAAAGACUGAAAUAUAAAAUGGGCAAUUACAGAAGUAAACUCAGAGGGCUUGGGUGCCCUGAGCUGGAUGUGAACUCUCUCAAAAGAAAGCAAGCACAUGAGAAGACACCUUCAAAGAAUCUCAAAAAGCCAAGAAAGGCUGAGGUGAACUAUUUGCCACCUCACCCACAAGGAGAAACAGAGGAAAGCUUGGAAAAGGAAAGAUUGGAACUUCUUGAUGAAGUGAAGAAGAGGAACAACUAUCGGAUCAUCAGUGAAAAAAUGGCCAAAACAUUCUCGAAUCGCAGACAGGAAGUUGUUAAUCUGGCACCACCUGUGAAUGAUUUCAGAAGUAGAUGGCCUGCGCUUUUUGAUGCAGCACAGAUAAAUGAUGAAUUCCAAAGGAUCACCACUGUUAACUUGGAAACAACAUUCAUGGCAAAACUGGACCAGUAUUCCACAAGAAUAAUGUCCCUGGUCUCUUCAAAAGGCGGUGCUGCAAAAAUUAAGAUUGAGCGCAUCAGGAACAUGUUGCAAGAGAGUUUGGUGGAAACAAGAAGAGGGGUCGCAAUCCGUUGCCUGAUGGUGUAUCUGAAAGAGAAAGAAGAGGAUCUCUUCAGAGAACAGCUGGUAGGUAAAUACCGACAUGUUUCUUUUUAACCUACUUGCCAGGAUGGUGAAGAACAGUUCCCAGAAGAAGUGGUAAAGAUCGUAGUCACCAGACGUGCAGCAGUGUCUCUUCCAGCCGUCGCUAAAAUUGUGAUUGAAGGA
Molecule: messenger RNA, 915 nt
Organism: Maylandia zebra (zebra mbuna)
Lineage: Eukaryota; Metazoa; Chordata; Actinopteri; Cichliformes; Cichlidae
Source: RefSeq, a predicted model, not a curated record